AUGACAUUGGCGGAGUGUGUUCCAUCGGAGAAGAUUCGACAAAUUCCACAUCAAGUUUAUGUGAUCAUUGAACAGGACACAGGACGCAUAGAAGGUGCCUACUGCACAUGUUUUGCAGGAUUGGGACAAACCUGCAAUCAUGUUGCCGCACUUUUGUUUAAAGUGGAUGAUGCAUGGAAGAGAGGCAUAACCAAUCAAGCCUGCACUUCAUUGCCAUGCAUUUGGAACAAAUAUGGGUCAACUAAAGAUAUAGCUCAACCAAAGAGAAUACAAGAGAUGAAAUGGAAAAAACAUCAUUACAAAAACACAGAUGAUGAAAAAGUGGAGAAUCCCACAGUAAGGCAGCUCUUCACUCCACAUGCCAGGAAAGCUGCAGGGGCCACUCUGCAGAAACUUCGAGAUGCACUGGCAGUCAUGCCGGCAGAGGGAAAGGGGAAGUGGAUACAUCCGACUUCAGUGCGGCUCAAGAUCAUCCCUCACUUUGAAGUGUUGUCAUCCGCCGCCUGCAGACGCUGUUGA
Molecule: messenger RNA, 519 nt
Organism: Knipowitschia caucasica
Lineage: Eukaryota; Metazoa; Chordata; Actinopteri; Gobiiformes; Gobiidae
Source: the annotation of a GenBank genome assembly